Molecule: messenger RNA, 850 nt
Organism: Medicago truncatula (barrel medic)
Lineage: Eukaryota; Viridiplantae; Streptophyta; Magnoliopsida; Fabales; Fabaceae
Exons: 3
Coding region: 78-749 (223 amino acids)
Source: RefSeq, a predicted model, not a curated record
AACACACAUUGGUAGACACUUCAACUACGUGACCAAUAACAACAUCAAUUUUAAGCUUUCAUAAAAUCAUCAAUAUAAUGGCAAACUUCAUCACAAUGUAUCACAAUCCUCCCAUUGAUCAUUUUCGUGCCGUAAAGUUAUCAAUUCAGGACCGUGUCGAAGUUCAACCUGAAUUUGUAGAAAAAUACAAAGAUGAUCUCCAAGACCCAUGGAAUAUUAUGAAUAUGGAUGGUGGAAUGCACCAAAUCAAAUUCAAAAUGAGCAUGUAUAAUCCUACUUUGAAGGAUGGAUGGGAUCCACUCCAACAAUAUCAUCAUUUUCCAGACAAUGUUGACAUUAUUUUUGGAUACUAUGGAAAUAAUCUUUUUAAAGUUAUAAUGUUCAGGGAAGUUUUUUGCGCUACUAAAAUACCUUCUUUUCAUAGUCGUAGCAUGUAUCCAGAGGAAGUCAUUAUAUUUGAUAUACACAUUUCUGAUAAUGAUUUCAACACUCCAAUCAAGAUGUUGCCCGAUCAUUUUGGGACCUUUCUUCAGAACGACUUUCGCAGUCUUCUAACUUUGUGCUGUGAUGAUGGAACAAUUUACUUUGUAGACAUUAUUCACUACGGUGAUUACGUCGACGAUCCUAAUAGUGGAAUUCAAUGGAAUGAUUUCAUACUUAGCAAUUACAUUGUUGCAGGACAGAAACUUCGAUUUAAAUUCGAUCUUACUACUACCUAUAUGUGUCAUGUAUUUCCUAUUGAUGUUUAGUUUUAGCAGGAUGUAACAUAAAUAAUUGACUCCUAUGUUCAUAUUAUUAUAUAUAUCCUAUAAUUACCAUGUUUUCAUACCCGAAGCCUCUACCCAAUGAA